AUGGCAAACUACCACUACUAUGAAAGCAGUGAUGCACAUUUGCCUCCGGGGUUCAGAUUUCAUCCAACGGAUGAAGAGCUCAUAACUUACUACCUUCUGAAAAAGGUUCUUGACAGCAAUUUCACUGGAAAAGCCAUUGCUGAAGUUGAUCUCAACAAGUGCGAGCCCUGGGAGCUUCCUGAGAAAGCCAAGAUGGGGGAGAAAGAAUGGUACUUUUUCAGCUUGAGGGAUAGGAAGUACCCGACAGGAUUGAGGACUAACAGGGCAACAGAAGCUGGUUACUGGAAGGCUACAGGAAAAGACAGGGAAAUAUACAGCUCCAAGACUUGCUCCCUUGUUGGCAUGAAGAAAACCCUGGUUUUCUACCGUGGCAGGGCUCCAAAAGGAGAGAAGAGCAACUGGGUAAUGCAUGAAUAUCGGCUUGAAGGCAAAUUUGCCUACCAUUACCUCUCUAGAAGUUCCAAGGAUGAGUGGGUGAUUUCAAGGGUGUUUCAAAAAUGCGGUGCCGGAGCCGGCCCCGGCUCCGGCGGAGGCAAGAAGAGGUUGGCCCCUGGAAUCAACCUUUACCCUGAAGCUAGCUCUCCAUCUUCAGUUUCUCUUCCGCCGCUGCUCGACUCUUCUACUUACACCGCCACCAGUGCCACCUCUGCUUCCACCACUGACCAUGAGAGCUGCUCGUAUGAUUGCAACUCCGCAAAAGAGCAUGUGCCCUGUUUCUCCAAUUCUGCUGCUGCAUCUUUCAACCAUAAUUCUCUAUUUGAGCUGCCUCCACCGCCAUUGCCGCCGCCAGCUCCCGCAGCAACAUUGCUGUCUUCUCUAUUUGAUCCAUCACCAUCAUCUGGAGCCCGUUUCCCAAGGAUUAAUGCUGGCCUGUCUGCUUUUCCUAACUUGAGGUCCUUGCAGGAGAACCUACACUGCCCUUUCUUCUUCCCCACGGCUGCGGCUGCUGCACCACCACCUCAGCCCAUUAACGGCAGCGAUGAGAAUGGAAUUCAUUAUGGCUCUGUCACCAACUGGGCUGCGCCGGAUAAUCAGAAAGUGGGGCCAACUGAGCUUGAUUGCUUGUGGAGCUUCUGA
Messenger RNA from Coffea eugenioides, 1077 nucleotides. RefSeq names its product protein CUP-SHAPED COTYLEDON 2. The record is from RefSeq and is a predicted model, not a curated record. Gene Ontology annotation, biological process: regulation of DNA-templated transcription. Gene Ontology annotation, molecular function: DNA binding. The transcript is spliced from 3 exons. Lineage: Eukaryota; Viridiplantae; Streptophyta; Magnoliopsida; Gentianales; Rubiaceae. The coding region runs from base 1 to 1077 and encodes 358 amino acids.